This is a messenger RNA of Arabidopsis arenosa, 1061 nucleotides long. NCBI's taxonomy places the organism in Eukaryota, Viridiplantae, Streptophyta, Magnoliopsida, Brassicales, Brassicaceae. The record is from the annotation of a GenBank genome assembly.
CCUUGUAAACUAUCAACUUUUUAGGGUAAGAGGUUUGAUUAAAUCCUCCUCGAUUCUCUAUCUUUUUAAAAAUAAAAUCGAUUGAGAGAUUUUGGGUUUGUUCAACAAUGCCAGAAACAAAGUGGUAUUACACAAGAGAAGAGAUUGAAAAAAUCUCUCCAUCGAGACUUGACGGUAUCAACUUUAAGGAAGAGACUUUUCAACGUUGGUUUUACACUUCAUUCCUUCAAGAGCUUGGCCAAAGACUAAACAAUCCUCAGAAAUCUAUAGCCACAGCGAUUGUCUUGUGUCAACGAUUCUUCACUCGACAAUCACUUGCAAAGAACGACCCGAAAACAGUAGCCAUCAUAUCCGUUGAGAGAUGUGUUCGAGAGAUUGAAGAAGAAUGUGUUAACCGGAGAGAACUAGAGAAGCUUGUGCUCUCUACGUUAGGAUUUGAUCUCGAAAUCGAACACCCUUAUAAACUAGUGAUGGAUUGGGUUAAAAGAUCGGUUAAGACCGAGGAUGUUAGGCGGUUAUGUCAAGCAUCAUUUAAUUUCGUUAAUGACAGUCUAAGGACGUCGCUUUGCUUGCAGUUCGGGCCUAGUCAGAUUGCAGCUGCUGCUAUAUAUAUCGGUUCGAGCAUGUGUAAGAUGAAGUUACCGUGUGAUGGAGAGAAAGAGUGGUGGCGAGAGUUCGAUGUCACGAAACGUCAAUUGUGGGAAAUUUGUGACCAGACGCUUGAUCUUUAUAUUCAGGACUUCGUCAUUCCGGUAGCGAGAGGUGAUUGUAAACAGAUCAAGAAUGAUGUAACAAAGCCUUGUCAGGGUCUUCAAGAUUAUAAGGGAAUUUGUCAAACGUAGCUGAUAAGUCAAGUAAUGUUGAUCGUGUACAUGUUGGGGAAUUUCCAUAUAUAGAUAAAGUGUCUUGGCGAAAGUGCCAAAAACGAGACAGGGCUGAGUUUUUAGUUUAGAUGAACAUUGUAAGUGUUUAAAGAGUCUUUUGUUUUCACAAUGUAUUUUCAUUUGCAGAAGAGAUUUAGUUUUGUUGAAACUUUAGAGACAUAAAAUCAUUAAUAUUUC